Molecule: messenger RNA, 3151 nt
Organism: Linum trigynum
Lineage: Eukaryota; Viridiplantae; Streptophyta; Magnoliopsida; Malpighiales; Linaceae
Source: the annotation of a GenBank genome assembly
CUUCACAAAAUCUGCCCCAUCGUCCCUCCAUUCUCUCCCACUCUCUAAAAACAUCUCUGAGAAAGGUAAAGGGAAAAACGCCCAAAUUUCCCGAACCCUACAAUUUACAAAAUCAUCAGAAAUCCAUCGUAUAAUUUCAAUUAGCCACCCAUACUCCAAUUCCCCCUUCGCACUUCCGACCUCCUCCCCCGCCGCCGCCCUACAAAUCUGCCCUCGACGUUGACCUCCCCCGCCGCCUUCGUUUCCGUUCACUUGCCGGUUCGUUUCGCUCUUCCGUUUCCCUGAACAAAAUCGACGCUCUACCAUUAAUUCGUUUUCCUUGCUUUUCUGUUCCUGUCAAUAUUCUUUUUGUCACUCCUCUAUAACUAAGAAAAAAGAAUGGCGAGACAAUCCCGAUUUUGGGUUUUCUCCGUCGGAUUGCAUUUAGGGUUUCUCCACUGAAUCAAUUUCCUUGCAAGUCAAAUGGACUGAUUAAUGAUGCUCCUAGUCUUUCCCAGCCAUGCCGAAGCUGAUUGUGAUAUGUCAGUCGGGAGGUAAGUUUGUCGCAGCGGGGAACGGCGUCCUGUCCUACUCCGGCGGAGAAGCACACGCGUUGAGCAUCAGCCGUGAGAGCAAGUUCGAUGAAUUGAAGGGAGAGAUGGCCGAGAUGUGGAAGUACGAUCCUAACUCCAUCAUCGUCAAGUACUUCGUCCCAAACAACAACCGGACGCUUAUCACCGUCUCCUCCGACAAGGACUUGCAGCGCCUGCUCGAUUUCCAUGAGGAUUCCGGCACGGUCGACGUCUACGUCCUUACCAAUGCAGAAGCCGCCGCCAAUGAGACUGCUCUUACCACAACUUCCAUAGGUAAGUCUGCCAAGGCAACUGCGUCCAGAUCUCGAGCUGCAGCUGCAAGCCGCAGGAGAGCCAGGGAGGAAGCAGCACUAGGCAGAGAGCAAGAGCAGCAGGUCGCUACCGCAGAGCUCGAGCAAGCACAAGUGAUGAACGUAGGAGAGGCCGCAACCUUGACUGCAGCACCUGGUAGCCCGCUGAACAUCACUCCGGUAGCAAGCAUCAUCACCGACGGUACCCCAGCCCCACCACGGCAGAUGAGGACUAGCACGCCAUGUGCUCUCGACGUGAUCGGAGAGCAGAAGCUUCAGAAAGUGUGGGAGACCUGCGUCACUGGACUCCACCAGCAGUUCAACAAUGUUGGUGAAGUACGUGAAGCUUUUCGCCGUUACUCCCUCGCUCAAGGGUUCACCAUCAAGUUCAAGCACAAUGAUUCCAUGCGAGUGAGCGCAAAGUGCAAGGCCGAAGGUUGCACGUGGAGGAUUUACGCCUCCAAACUGUCCACCACUCAGUUCUUCCGAACCAAGAAGUUUAUCGACACCCACACCUGUGGUGCUGGCACUGCCUCCGCAGCACCUCCUCAUGCAUCCAGAAAACUGGUCGCAACCAUUGUAAAAGAGAAGCUGCUCAGCACUCCCAACUUCAAACCUAAAGAAAUCGCCAAAGAGAUACAGGAGGAAUUUGGGAUUGAGCUGAGAUAUUCCCAGGCUUGGCGAGGAAUGGAAGCUGCAAGGCAGGAGCUACAAGGCUCUUACAAAGAAUCAUAUAAUCUGCUCCCAUGGCUGCGCGAGAAGCUGGUGGAGACCAAUCCAGGUAGCGUCGUUUCCCUCAAUACCUCCGACGACUCAACAUUCCGCCGCUUCUUUGUCUCCAUGCACUCUUCCAUAUUUGGUUUCGAGAAUGGCUGCCGUCCUCUUAUUUUCCUGGACGAGAUGUCGGUGAGGUCAAAGUACCAAUCGGAGCUACUCACCGCAACAGCAAUCGAUGGGAAUGAUGGGAUUUUCCCGGUGGCGUUUGCCGUGGUGGACACCAUUAACGAGGAGAACUGGCACUGGUUUCUCGAGCAACUCAAGUCUUCUCUUUCCAUGUCACAGUCUAUCACCUUUGUCUCGGAUCGACAGAUAGGUUUGAGACAAUCUAUCGCCAUGCUUUUCCAAAACUCCUACCAUGGCUUCUGCGUCCAACGGCUUUCGGACGAGUUGCUGAAGGAUCUCAGAGGGCCGUACACUCAAGAAGUCGUCGAUGUCCUUGUUGCUCACAUGUAUGAUGCUGCCAGGGCAUCUACUCGGGAAGGUUUUUUGAAAUCCAUGGACAGUAUCAAGAGCAUUUCCCCGGAAGCUUGGGAAUGGAUACUGCAGAGCGAGCCGGAACACUGGGCCAACCACAUCUUUGUGGGAUCACGCUACAACCAUAUCUCGUCAGGAGUCGCGGAGUCGUUCUACAGCUGGGUUCCUGAGAUUCAAAUGCCAAUCGUCCAGUUCGUGGACACGAUUCGGCAGAAGAUUAUGGAGCUUAUCUACACCAGAAAGGUGGAAUCGGAGCAGUGGGUUUCUCGAGCGACUCCAAUCUUGGAAGAGAAGCUCCAGAAGGAAAUAAUGAAGGCGCAGUCGCUGCAGGUGUUUGCGUCCCAGACGGCAGAGAACACCUUCGACGUGAGGGAUUACUUUGGUUCGGUCAACCACACGGUCAAUGUGGAGUUGUGGAGUUGUUCUUGUAGGGAUUGGAGACACAAUGGAUACCCGUGCUCGCAUGCCGUGGCUGUGCUUCAGGGGAUCGGAAGGGAUCCGUAUGACUACUGUGCCAAGUACUACUCGACGGAAGCUUUUCGGCUGACGUAUAGGGAACCCAUCAACCCGGUUGCCACGACGAAUCGUCCAGUGCACGGAGGAGGGUUGGUUUCGGUACUAGUGCAGCCACCAGCUCUGCGUAAACUGUCGGGACCGCCGAAGCAGCGGAGGAUUAGGAAUAAAGGGGUGAUCAAACGUCCAUUGCACUGCAGCAAGUGCAAAGGAGCAGGGCACAACAGAGCUACUUGCCAUGUUUUCUCCUAGGCAUGAUGUAGUGUUAUAGGUUGACAAUCAGAUCUGUCUUUUUUAUUUUAAUUAGCCUAAUUUUAUGAUGAUCCUAGGAUUUAGUGGAGUUGGAGCUUGCCUGAAAAUGCUUUGCGGGGUGAGAUGCGCUUAAAAUGUUCUACUAGUUAGUUUUUUUCCAGAGAGAUGUCAAGUAAACAAUAUUAGGACGGAAAGAACAUUCCCAAAUUUCUUACAAACGACUCUUUAACUUCAAAUAAAUAAAUAAAUAAAUGAAAUAGGCAUGAUUUA